AUGCAGCUUCAUAAUCAACCAGUCACAGUGUCCCGUUCAACUUUGCCACUAUGGGUGAUAGCUCUCUCUGUGUUUGGAGUGUUAGCAAUCCUUGGAAUAACUAUUGGUCUCUUGGUUCAUUUUCUGGCAGUAGAAAAUAGGACCUACUACUAUCAAGGUAGCUUUAAAGUGCUGGAUAUUCCAUAUGAUAGAAAUUAUGAAAGGGAGACAUCACCAGAAAACAACUAUCUUAGUAAAAUCAUUGAAACUAAAAUGGCUGAUACAUUUCAAAGUUCGAACAUUUACAGACAAUAUAUCAAUUCUCAAGUCAUCACACUGGUUCCUGAUAGCAACAGUGUGACAGCAUUUAUCUGGCUGGUUUUCAAGGAUGCUAGGUCAAAGAAGGAAAACACAAGAAGAAGAAUCGAAACUAUCUUACAUCAGAUGCUGAAGAAUAAGUCAGGACCCUUGACUAUGGACCCUAACUCUCUUAGGCUUGUGGAAAUCAAUAAAGUUGAUGCUGAGAAGAUAAUCAACAGCCGCUGUGGGAGACGAGCAAGGAUGUCAGCUACUUAUGACAGAAUCAAAGGAGGUUCCACUGCUCAGGAAGGAGAGUGGCCUUGGCAAGCAAGUCUCAAGAUGAACGGCAGACACUACUGUGGGGCAUCGCUGAUCAGCGAACGAUUCCUGAUAACUGCAGCUCACUGCUUUCAAAAGUCAAACAACCCAAGAAACUUUACUGUUAGCUUUGGCACUAGAGUAACUCCACCCUAUAUGCAACAUUAUGUUCAACAAAUUAUUAUUCAUGAAAACUACAUCAAGGGUGAACAUCACGAUGAUAUUGCACUGAUAAUGCUCACGGAAAAGGUUUUAUUUAAGAGAGAUGUCCAUCGAGUUUGUCUUCCCGAAGCCACACAGGAUUUUCCACCAGGGGAAGGAGUUGUUGUUACAGGAUGGGGAGCACUUUUCCAUGAUGGCGAAUAUCCACUGUUGCUUCAGAAAGCACCCGUGAAAAUCAUUGAUACAAAUGUUUGUAAUGCUAAAGAAGCUUAUAAUGGUGUGAUACUGGACACAAUGAUCUGUGCUGGGUACAUGGAAGGAAAUAUCGAUGCCUGUCAGGGUGACUCUGGAGGACCACUGGUUCACCCAAAUUCUCGAGACAUUUGGUACCUUGUUGGAGUCGUGAGCUGGGGAGAUGAAUGUGGCCAAAUCAAUAAGCCAGGGGUCUACACUCGAAUGACGGCCUAUCGCCACUGGGUUGCCUCCAAGACUGGUAUCUAA
Molecule: messenger RNA, 1260 nt
Organism: Dipodomys ordii (Ord's kangaroo rat)
Lineage: Eukaryota; Metazoa; Chordata; Mammalia; Rodentia; Heteromyidae
Product: transmembrane protease serine 11B-like protein
Exons: 10
Coding region: 1-1260 (419 amino acids)
Biological process (GO): proteolysis
Cellular component (GO): plasma membrane; extracellular region
Molecular function (GO): serine-type endopeptidase activity
Source: RefSeq, a predicted model, not a curated record